AUGAGUACUCCAUAUUAUGUUCGACAAUGUCAUCUAUCUUGGAUACCUGCUACUGUAGGAAAAAAUCAACCAUCAAAUGGAGUUGAAGCAGAUUCUCGUAUUUAUGUAGCUCGAGGUGAAGUAAAUGGACAUGUAAUACCAGGAAAAUUGCCUCUUAGAAUAGGUGCAGCUUUUAUACCUUGUGAUGGAAAAGAACAUGGACUUGGUAAAUUUGAAAUUUUAUGCAAUACAAACAUAUUUCCAAAUCAAUCAUUAUACAAUUGGAUUCCAGAAUCUGAUGGUAGAGUACCAGCUGGUGCUUUAUUGGCUGGUGCAACAACUGAUGGUUUACCAUUGUAUGUAGCUCGUGCUUCCAUAAACAAUGAGAUGUGUGUGGGAAAAGUAAACUCUGAAUAUAAAUGUGCACUUAUGCCUUGGGGAAAUGUUGAACAUCAACUCAUUGAGAGAAUGUGGCCUCAGUCUAGACGACGACAAGCGCAUUUGUCAUGGUUACCCGCUUACGCUAAACAAACCCCUCCACCACAUGCUGUUGCAGCUGAACCUAAUAUCUACGUUAUUCGUGGUCGAAUUAAUGAUGAUGUGAUACCUGGAAAAUGGCCCGUACAUCUUGGUAAAGGUUAUAUAUCAUAUGAUGGAAAAGAAAUUGAAUUGGAUAGUUUCGAAGUGUUGUGCAAUACACAAUUAAAGCCAACAGAACAUUUAUAUGGAUGGGUUUCACAUACUGGAGGCAAUGUACCAGACAAUGCAUUAUGUGCUGGUGAAACACAAUCAUCGGAACCUUUAUACAUAGCUCGUAGAGUAGUGAAUAAUGAGAUGUGUGUUGGUAAAGUCCAUCCAUCACAUGGUUGUGCAUAUUUUCCAUGGGGUGGUGAGGAACAUUCGGAGAACAGUUAUGAAGUGCUGUGUUUUCUAGAUUGA
Schistosoma rodhaini is the source of this 918-nucleotide messenger RNA. NCBI's taxonomy places the organism in Eukaryota, Metazoa, Platyhelminthes, Trematoda, Strigeidida, Schistosomatidae. The record is from the annotation of a GenBank genome assembly.